Messenger RNA from Solanum dulcamara, 2236 nucleotides. RefSeq lists its product as uncharacterized. The record is from RefSeq and is a predicted model, not a curated record. The transcript has 2 exons. The coding region runs from base 364 to 1623 and encodes 419 amino acids. Lineage: Eukaryota; Viridiplantae; Streptophyta; Magnoliopsida; Solanales; Solanaceae.
UUUUGGUACUCGCCUCACUCUUCUCUUGUACCAAACUUUUAAGGCGUCAAAGUAUAACUCUCUCUCCUUUUCUUCUUGUCCUUCACCAAUCCUGAAAAUUUACAUGUUUCAGAACGUAUGCUGUUUAUAUCCAUUCUAGUUUGAUUAGUUCAAGAUUUGAAUUCAUUUGAGCCUUCAACUUUUGUUGAUCGUGAAGAAAUAUAUGCUCACAAGCUGAUCGAUGAAAUGCCGCACUGGACUGAGUAUCUUGAAUUUUCGAUGCAGGUUCGGUGGUUAGGCGUCCCAUUUUUCAGUGAAAGAAAACAAAGCAGUUGCUGGUUGUUUCAAUUGCAUCUUUUGUGGUAAAUUUAAGUUGGCCGUACAAUGGGAGUGCGUAGCGUGAGGAGGAACCUUAUACCUCGAGCUAAGAUGUUUACAGCCAAGACAAGUGGGCUGAUGCGGUUUUAUCACUGCUCAGAGAAAGUCCAGGACGAAUCUUUGCCUUCCGAAUGGUACGAGAAAGCUUUCUCAAAAUUAACAAAAUUGAACCACUUGCUGAAGAAUGUGGACUUAGUUGAUGGGAAGCUAGUAAAUGUUAAUGAUCACUCGAAAGUUUAUGAUGAGGUCUUGGAACAAAAGUUGUCUUCUUUUAAAUCACUGGCGAGGACCUUUAUUGGGUGUCCAUCAAUGCAAGAAAUGAUGAAAAAUAAUGUGGUUCAAGCAUUAGCUGAUGUGCAAUGUGACCAUCCUGUCUGUUUCAGUAAAGCUAGCGAGAGGGAAUCAAUUACAGUUGAUUCGCUCAGAAAAAUAUCAAACUUCCUGAAUAUUUCUGCACAACAAAGGAAGCUUGUCAGGCAAUCAAUAUGUGCACAGGUCACAAAGUACCCCAUAUGGACAGGGACAGUCGAGGAGAUAUUGUAUGGACUGAAAUCUAAUAUCGAUUUUCUAAAUUGUAGAUGUCCGAGUAAAGAAAUUAGAAUGGCUCAACAAAUAGUUACAACUUGUCAAAAGUUUUUAGAAAAUGCAACUUCCUAUGACCCUGAAUCCACUUCAUGGAUGCGCCUCGCACCUGCAAAAGGCGUGGAGUCACCUGCUUCUCACAAGUGGGAAGGUGUUCUUGAAAUGUUCAGCGACCUUGUUAAUUGUUUGAGUGAAGAGAAAAAAUUUACUUCGGAGGUGAAGAAGCUUGAGGUCAUGAAAGAGGGGCUUUAUCAGAUUAAGGAUGUUUUCAUAGACAAAAACAUUGGAUAUAAGGAAGCUCGCCAUCAGGAGAGUUUAGUGCAUAAAAAGUUGACUAAGACAUUGGGCCACUCAUCGCGAUGUGUGUUCACACUUCUUCUUUAUUAUCUUUAUGGCAGCAUCUGGGAUGUUGAUGUUGAAGUAUGUGGAGGACUUUAUGCAAUUGGUCGUGGGGAUAAGUUCCGUCUGUGCAUGGGAAAGAUCCUAACAUCUGAUGAGCAGAAUAUGAUGCAGAGCGGGGUAAAGCAGCUAAGCAGAGCUCUGGGGCUUUUCAAGUUUGUAUGGGAAACGGCAGGAAUGAAAGGCAACCUAGAAGUACAAGGCCAUCUGUGGUGCAUUGGUGCCAAGAAUAAGUCAUUUACCUAUAGAAAUAAUAUGUUCUUGCUGCAUCCUAUUAGUUGCUGAUGUGAAAGACAGUGAAAGCUAGAAAUGUGGAAGAUGCAUUCAUCAAUGAAUGUGUAGAGUAGCUUCAAGUUGAUGGUGGGUUGAAUCAAAAUAUGAAUUCAAAAGCCUCGUCUGCUCCAAAUCUUAGUGCUCUGGAUUUCCCUGCUCUCUGUGUGGCAGAAAGUAAAAAAAAAACAGCCUAAAGUACUUUGGCAGUGAUGUUCAACAAAAUGUGAAUCCCUAUAGGUCUUCUGAAAAACAGAAUACCCUUCUGUUUAGAUCUGGCUCUUCCAUCUCUUUUGGAGGUGCUACAGAUUUUGCAUCUGCUGUCAGGAAGAUGUCAUCGCAGGAUUCUAGCAUAUAGAAGUAUGAUAGGAGUGGAGUCUCUGAUGAUAGUGUUGGAUCAAGUAGAUAUUCACCUGUAUUGUCUAGCUCUUACAAUGGUGGGCAGAGUAGGGGAGUUUAUGGUGAUAGGUUGCAGAGCAGAGGUUCAGUGUAAUAAUUUCCUCCAUAAAAGGAGAUGUUCACCAUACGAAUGGUGUUAUGGAAUAUGUGUUAUUACACAAAUUCAAUUGAGAGUACCGAAAAAGAUAAUUUGCUGCUACCCCCCCUCCUCCCCCUCUUCCCUCCUCCU